Engraulis encrasicolus (European anchovy) is the source of this 3377-nucleotide messenger RNA. RefSeq names its product NLR family CARD domain-containing protein 3-like. Bases 122 to 3226 code for a protein of 1034 amino acids. The transcript is spliced from 10 exons. Gene Ontology annotation, molecular function: protein binding. Gene Ontology annotation, biological process: regulation of apoptotic process; intracellular signal transduction. Lineage: Eukaryota; Metazoa; Chordata; Actinopteri; Clupeiformes; Engraulidae. The record is from RefSeq and is a predicted model, not a curated record.
UGGUGGCAGGAAGCAGCUACACUCACUCAGCCUCGGAACCUGGACGAUAGCUGCCCUCUUGGUGACUCUUUCAUUUCAGGAUCCACGAGCAGUGUCCAACAGCAGCAGAGCUGACGGAGCCAUGGAGGAAGAAGGGAACAUGGCCUCUGCAUCAAACAAAGGUCAUUAUCGAGAUCAGCUGACAAGAGUUCGUCCUGAGCUCAUCAAGAGAAUAACAGGAGUUGUUCUCAAAGGUCUCUUGGAUAAACUUCAAGCUCACAGCCCUCCUGUGAUAAAUAAUGAAGAAGCAAAGGAGAUCCAGCAGAGAUCCAGUGUGGAACAGGACCAAGUCAGGUCCCUGGUUGAUGUGGUGGAUAAGAAGGGAAACAAAGCAUGUGAAAUGUUGCUGUCCCACCUUAGAGAACUGGACAACUACCUCUACCAAGAUCUUGGCCUAGUUUCACCCACUGAGAAAGGAAGAGAUGCGAUGGAGAUGUCUUCACUGAAACAAACUGUUCAGUCCAUCUUCAGAGAGAAGUUUGUCCUCAUAUCCCAAGAACUGGAAACAGGGAAGAAACAAAAACUGCAGGACAUCUUCACUGACCUUUGUAUCAUAGAAGGUCCCAGAGGCAUCAAUGAUGAACACGAAUUGUCUGCAAUGUGUGCAAGACUGGAUGAGACCAGGACCACCUCUGCGAACAUCAAGACAGUGAAGUUGUCCGAUAUAUUUUCUGACCACUAUGUCACAGGACAACCUGUCAAAAAGGUCUUGACCCUGGGAAUAGCAGGAGCGGGGAAAACAUUUGCAGUGCAAAAGUUUGUCUUGGACUGGGCAGAAGGAACACAAAAUCAAAAUAUACACCUGAUUUUUGUGCUUCCAUUUAGAGAGUUGAAUAUGCACACUGACAAAGAGUACAGCCUUUUUGACCUUCUGAAGAAUUUCUACCCUGAUUGUAAAGCGCUGACCAAAGCCUUUGCAAACAAAAAUAAUUUAGUUCUUUUUGUCUUGGAUGGUCUGGACGAGAGCAGGAUGCAACUCUUCCAAACUUCCAUCAGUGACCCAACAAAAAAAGCCUCAAUUGCAGAGCUUAUCACAAGCCUGAUCAAAGGUGACCUGCUAUCAUCUGCACUUGUCUGGGUGACAUCAAGACCUGCAGCUGCCAAUAAAAAACUACAAGAUCUUUUCGACCUUGUGACAGAAAUUCAAGGUUUCAGUGAAUGCCAAAGAGAGGAGUAUUUUGAAAGGGUCAUCCCAGGGAAAGCUGAAGAAAUCAUAGCACACCUGAAAUCCAAAAGAAGCCUCUUCAUAAUGUGCCACAUUCCAGUCUUCUGUCAUAUAGCAGCGGUUGUGCUUGGUGGGGAUCAAGGGGAGUCAUGCCUCUCCAGCAAGAAGAAAGCUCUGAGCAGGAAAGAGCUAGAACAGCAUCAGGGGAUGCCUAAAACCUUAACAGAAAUGUACGCUCGCUACUGUGUUCUUCAGAUCAGAAGAAUGAAUGAGAAGUACUUCAAAGAAGACGAGAUGUGUGCGGAGGACAAAGGGGCCCUCCUCAUUAAACUUGGCAAACUGGCAUUCAAAUAUUUGGAGAAAGACACUCUAAUAUUUUACAAGAAGGACCUGCUUGAAUGUGAAAUCGAAGUGGAAUCGGGAGCUUUGCAGGCAGGACUUUGUACGCAGAUCUUCAAAAAGGAAAACGCUGAAUGUGGAGAAAGCAUGUUCAGUUUUGUGCACUUGAGUGUACAGGAGUUCCUGGCAGCUCUAUACAUGGUCCACAUGCAUGCUACUGGCCACACUAACCUCUUCAUCACUACUGGCAUGCAGAAGUUCAAGUGGUGCUUCAGCAAGUCAAGAUUCAACCUCUACAAGGUCUGUCUAAAAAAGGCAUUACUGAGUCAGAAUGGACAUUUGGAUCUUUUUGUGCGCUUCCUCGUUGGAUUGGCUCCGUUGUUGGAACCAGAAAUCAAGUAUCCCCUGGAUGCAAUACUUCCACAUCUGUCAAAGGAUGUCAAGGACAUGAGCAUCACCAAAACAGUUGAUUACAUCAAGAAGCAGAUCAACAAGACAAGCUCACCAGAAAGGAUCAUUAACCUGUUCCAUUGCUUGAAUGAGCUUGGGGACAACUCAAUGGUUGAAGAGAUUGAAAGAUACAUGAGCUCAUCAGUUGAGAAGAACCUGACACCAGUCCAGUGCUCUGCUCUAGCUUAUCUGCUGAUCAUGUCAGCUGAAGUCCUGGAAGAGUUUGACCUGAAGAAAUACCUCAAAUCAGAUGAAGGGCUGCACAGAAUGCUUCCAGUUGUUUGCAUUUCCCAAAGAGUUCAGCUUAAUCAGUGUCAUCUCUCCAAAGCAAGUUGUGAAAUGUUGGCCUCUACUCUUCAAGGGCUGCAUUCCCAUCUGCACGAAUUGGAAAUGAGUCACAAUGAGCUCCAGGACAAAGGAGUGGAGCUGCUCUGUGAGGGACUGAGAGUACCGCAAUGCAGGCUGGGGACUCUGAGGCUCUCUGGUUGUUUGAUAUCAGAGAGUGGUUGCAGAUGUUUGGCCACAGCCCUAACUUCAAACCCCUCCCACCUGAAAAGGCUGGAUCUGAGCUACAACCAUCCAGGAGAAUCAGGAUUGAAGCUUUUAUCUGCAAGACUAGAGGAUCCGCACUGCCAACUGGAGAUACUUAAUACAGAUAACUGUGGACAAGUCAGACUGAAACCAGGUCUACGCAAAUAUGCCUGUGAUGUCACACUUGACCCAAACACAGCAAACAGACUUCUGUAUCUCUCUGAGGGGAACAGAAAGGUUACAUUUGUGGAUGAAGAGCAGCCGUAUCCUGACCACCCAGACAUAUUUGAAUCUGAGUAUCAGGUGUUGUGUAGAGAGGGCCUGUCUGGACACUGCUACUGGGAGGCUGAGUGGAGUGGGUGUGGGCCUGAUAUAGCUGUGGCCUAUAAAAGCACCAAGAGGAAAGGGUUGGGUGAUGAUGUCAUAAUGGGACAGAAUGCCAAGUCCUGGUCACUCGACUGCUCUACUGACAGUUACUCUGCAUGGCACAAUAAUAAACGCACUGAGAUACCUGCCCCCUCCUCCCACUCCAGAAGAGUAGGAGUCUACCUGGACUGGCCAGCCGGCACUCUGUCCUUCUACAGCGUCUCCUCUGACACACUCACCCACCUGCACACGUUCCACUCCACAUUCACAGAGCCCCUCUAUCCUGGGUUUUAUGUUGGUUUGGGUUCCUCAGUGUCCCUGUGCCAGAUCAAAUGACCUCACCCUAAAGGAACACAACACAUGUGCAUUCACACACACUCUCACACGCACGCACGCACACAGAUUGCUUUCUUCCUUCUGGUAAUUAACUUCCUUUUUCUUUCUAUUGUUCAGUCUUACUUCCUCUUCAUUCUUUCAAUUUUCUUUC